Molecule: messenger RNA, 1977 nt
Organism: Lepisosteus oculatus (spotted gar)
Lineage: Eukaryota; Metazoa; Chordata; Actinopteri; Semionotiformes; Lepisosteidae
Source: RefSeq, a predicted model, not a curated record
GAGCAGGCAGCUAGUUAAAAACGAAAGAGAUGGAAGGAAUGUAAAACUAUACAAUCUGCAACUCCACAGGUGCCAGGAACUGCCGAUAACUGGUGUGCGGAUUUUAAAACUAACCCUUCACCACUCCAUACCCCUUACUUCACCAAGGCCCCUCCUUUGGGUGGGCGGGAUAUCCUUUCCCGAAACUUGUUUUUUUAUCUUAACUUCCUCGUCAUAAACCGUGUGGCGGACGGCUACCUCUGAGGCGAGUGACCCUGCUGGGAAAGCAAACGGCAAUGACUUUGCUUAGGAAACUCUCUCCCUGGCCGUGCCGAGCUCUCCUGGCUGGCCUCAGGCCGCUGUCGGUGGGCGCAGCAGCCCGUGCAGGAGCUCCUGUGCCCGGCGGGGCGAAGCGGUCCGGACCGGCUGCGGGACUCCUGGGGUCUCUGCGAAUCCAUGGUCGAGGGCUGCACUCGGAGCCGUCGAGCCCUGACUCGGUGGAGGUGCGAUUAAACCGGCUGGACGGAGAAGACACAGGGGUGGCGGAAGUCGUGAUGUGCCGGCAGCGAGCCCGCAACGCCCUGGGGAAGGUGUUUGUGAGCCAGAUGAGGGAGCUGGUGUCCGCGCUCCAUCACGACCCCGCGGUCAGAGUCGUGCUGUUCCGGAGCGCGGUGCAGGGGGUCUUCUGCGCAGGUGCUGAUUUGAAGGAACGCGCUCAGAUGAGUAACUCUGAAGCAGAGCUCUUUGUGCACGGACUACGUUCGAUGAUGACGGAGAUCGCCUCUUCUGCACAGAUGGGCCUGAUUGAGACCACCAGAGGGCUUCUGCCUGGAGCUGGGGGCAGCCAGCGUCUGCCACGAGUGGUGGGUGUCGCCGUGGCGAAGGAGCUCAUCUUCACUGGAAGGCGGUUGGGGGGGGCGCAGGCGCUGGAGCUGGGCCUAGUGAACCGGACCGUGGAGCAGAACCCGACCGGAGACGCGGCCUACGGGGCAGCCCUGGACCUGGCCCGAGAGAUACUGCCACAGGCUCCGGUUGCUGUACGAAUGGCAAAGGAGGCCAUGAGCAGAGGAUCUGAGGUGGACAUCUCCACUGGGAUGGCCAUCGAGGGAAUGUGCUACGCCAGGGUCAUUCCAACACGGGACAGGCAGGAGGGCAUGGCUGCCUUCAUUGAGAAGAGGCCUCCACGCUACACGGGGGAGUAACUACGGGCGGCGCUGGCACCGGCACCGGCCCCGGCCCAUUCAGGUCGAGUGUCCAGACCCCCCCUCCACCUGCCCCAGCGCUGUCGGGUCUUAAACUCCCCUUCGCAUCCCGUCCUGCGCAUGUCGUCUUGAGAUCCAGUCUCCUCCAUCCUGCUGUGGCUCAAGCGCUUACUAGAGUGUACUCUUUCCUGUCUAUCUGCGCCCACACUAUAACAAGCCGCUCAAGUCUGCUUCAGCGGUAGCUGUUCCAGUCUUCUGUCUGCUUCAGCUAAAGACGCGACUCGACCUCUUUUUUUGUAAACUUUUUUGGGAUAGAUUUUUACAUUUCUCUCCUCUUGCCCCCUUUUCUACGCAUGGGUGUUGAACUUCCAGUUGUCUGUCCUGAUUCGCUCCUACAGCCGAUCUGAAUGAGAACAAUAGUGUAGACUUGUGUGCUCAAGUGUCCUGCUUCCUUAAACACUACAGAGGGAAAGAACAGGGCUGUGACCAGAGGACUGGAUGACACUGUACCUGCUGCCUAUGCCUCAGCUGCAGCCCAGCUGUGCAUCACUACCACUGUGGUCCAAGCCCUCCUCCAGCCAGUAAGACCUACGCUGUGUGCUGAAGAGACACUGGAAUCUGUCCAGGUGAACAGACAGAUGUGUGGGGUCAAGCAAACUGCUGGGUGUGGAGGUUUAAUACCACCACGCUGGGGGCGCCGAUGAGAGGGGGACUAUGGUUGCAUAUCUAUGCAAUGAUUCAGUAAUUUGCAAUGCCCUGUCAGUAAUUGUAAUGAAAAUAAAAUGCUUCUACCGAC